This is a messenger RNA of Diatraea saccharalis (sugarcane borer), 3797 nucleotides long. Lineage: Eukaryota; Metazoa; Arthropoda; Insecta; Lepidoptera; Crambidae. The record is from the annotation of a GenBank genome assembly.
UAAAACUCUCAACCCACACAAAUAAUUUAGGGGAAUUCCCUUUUUAUAACUUUGGAAUUUCUUACAACUGAGUUGCCAUGAUUAAACUCGAGUUGUCACCUGUCAUAUUUAUUUUGAAAAUAGGAGAAAUUUUCAAAAGUUGAGUCCGAUUGAGAUUUUCUGAUAAAGAUUCGAGCGCCCCCUGAGCUUGAGGGCCCCGGGGCACUGCCUCGCCUAACCCCUUGGUAGCUACGCAAUUGGGUGGCCGGAUCCAUCCGUGCCCCUUUUUAAAGCACGUCUUAAAAACAUCUUUGUAACUAUUUUUUUUAUUUUAUUAGGUACUAAUUACUACCACAGUUCAGGUUAGGAACCUGUGCUAUUACAUAUACAUGUUCAUAAAAGGUUCAAGUCAUCAGAGAAGACUGGAGAUAUAUUUACUUGUAUAGAUUGAGUGAUUGCCGAAAGGUUGUCUUUUCGGUGCGACAGAAGUGCAUCGGUUGCUACGGAUAUGAUUCACUUUUAAAAGUUUCAAAUAAAUUAAUGUGGUUCUGAUAGUAAUUUUUUAAUACAAGCGCUUGGAACUGGUAACAACAAAAAGUCACAUAUAGUCACAAAUUACUUACCUAUCCAAAUAGGGAUGACGACUGGGUAAAAAAAUACAAUUCUAUUUAGUCCGUCAGUCAGAUAAUAGAAAAAUAUUAGAAACGUAUUUUUUUGUUUUACUUCAAUUUAACAGGAAAUAGCUGAGAUAACAGGCAUUAAAGUUGAGGAGUGGGGCCGCAACGUCACAGUUUUGUAGAAAACGUACUAUAACGUGACGUCAUGCGAAAUUUCAACUCCAUGUAUCUCCGUAAUUUUAUGAUUACGAAAAAAAAAAAAAAAUACUUGUUUAAUAUUUUUCAAUACUACUUGACGGACAAUCAAAUAAAAAUUAGUCGUCAUCCCUAUUAGUGUAGUGAUGUGACGAAAGUAAUUUUUCCCGCUUUACACAGCUGCGCUUGUCAUCGUUUGGCAUUGAAAUUAUUGAACGAACUAUAAAACAAUAAGACCAAAAUAUAGUAAACAGUACGUUUAUUAGCAAUAAUAACAAUUUGUACUGGUGGUAUUAUGGAAAGAAAACAUAUUUCUGGAAGACGCAACUUAAAAACUAAGGUAAGCAUUCAGUAAACAUUGUCGUUCAAAUAAGCUAGUAGGUUAUUUAAACAAUUGCAUUUUCAUAACCAUUAUGUAUAUAGGUUAUGAAAUUGUAACCGACAUAAGAAACAUAUUUUUUUUCUAAUACAAACUAGUUAUAUAAAACAAUACACGUACAAAUAAACAAAGCAUCUCGGGAGCUUAGGACGCCAUGUUAUGGCCAAAAAUACUAUUGUUAUAAUGCAGGUUUAGUGCAUGCUGUCCAGCAGUGAACGUUCUCCAGCUGAUGAUGAUAUAAUUAGGUCAAGUUUCAAAUCUUUUUUGGUUAAAACUCGGUACAUGCAUAUUUAGAACUUGAAGAUAUCGAGAUGAUCUAUUUAUUGUAACGUUAAGAUAUGUGUUAAUGUUCUUAGGAAAUUUAAAGAAUCGAUCCAAACAUUAAAUAUCACAGAAUUUCUCAUGCAACACCACAAAAUAAGUUAAUAAAAACAAAAGUUGUAUAAUACACAGGUUUAAAAUACAAUUAUACAAAGAUUUCUUUGGUAAAACUUAUACUACACAAUAUGAUGAAGAGCUAUCUCAUGGGAUGCCAUGUGUUAUGCUAUUGAAAGCCAGCAGUCCGUUGCUACACUUUGUGUUCGUGUAGAAAACUAGACAAGAAAGUGGAUGCCAGUCUAGUGUGACGAUUGGCAUCGCAGCUGGUGGCCGAAUAAUAUAGGAGUUAUGCAUAGGUCUAUUGGAAUUUUCGAGAAAUAAGGUAUGGCCAGUUAGGAAAGUUCUAAUGCAAUUUGACAAGAUCAACUGGUGACUCGGUCAGAGUCGCUGUCAUGGCAUCUUAAUGAGAUAUAACUCUUAGGGAAUCACGCCUUAAAUCAAUGAAGAAAUUGUCUAAAACGUUUUACUUGUUUCAUCCAAACCAGGUAUAAUCCCUGGAAUAAAAUACUAUGUAAUCCACAUAGUAUUUUAUUCCAGGGACUCAUUUCUCAGUAGAUCAUCCUGAAUUAAUAAAGAUAGGUUUAAUCCGUCAUUGAAUGCAAUGACUUUCACAAAAACAAUAUAUAAAAUAGGUACAAUUAAUACUUACUACGUAAGUACAUAAAGUUACAAUACAGCUUGCCUGCAAGCAGUUAACGUUUGAAAAUAUUUACAAAAUAAUGAUAGUUACACCUUAUUUAGUAUAUUAUCAUCAAUAAAAUAUAUACACUAUAUAAAUACAUUUAACAUGUGCGUUAUUAUUUAGAUCAUAAUUUAAGAAUAAUUCCCUAGUUUAAUAAUACCAACAAUUUAUGUUCCAAAUACUCUUCACAUUGUUCGUAUACUACCCUACCAACAUGGUGUUUCAUAAAUUUACUUAGAAGUCAAAAACCAUUUAAAAGCGAGUUGCUGAGUUGGUACCUAUUUAGGCUUAUGAUGAGUGCAAGCCCUUUACAAAGCUGGUUCGGAUUAAAAAAGGAGUAUUUCCUUUUAGUUACAUCAGGUAAAAUUCUAUGCAGUAGUCUAGGCAUUUGCAGGGCUCAACGAGUAUAAAGUUAGUUUAUAAGAAAUAUGGCAAGUAGAAAGUGAGAAGGGACUAGUUAUUUGUGCUUUAGUUCUGGAUGAAAUGACCAUGAGUGAAUCCCUUUGUUUGGAUACUCAAUCUCAUAAAUAUUCUGGUCGCGUCAAUACAGAUAUCGACUUAGAAAGUGAUCCUGUCGAAGUGGCAGGCCAAAGUUUGGACUUUUUAAUAAAUUGCAUAAAUGGCAAAUGGAAAUUCCCACUCGCAUAUUUUUUAAUAACCAGGUUGAGGCGUAAACAAAAAGCUGCACAUUUACUAAUAUGUUUGCAAAAAUGUAAAGUUGGGGUGAAAAUCAUAAGUAUUACUUAUGAUGGACCUGCUGCAAAUUUUAGCAUGUUUGAACACCUCCGAUGUGAUCUUAUGCAAGCAGAUGGUCGUCGGACAUAUUUUAAAUUCGAUUAUGAUAAGAUUUAUUGUUUCAUCGAUCCAUGUCAUGCAGUUAAACUGAUCCGAAACCUUUGGUGAACUUCAAUUAUUUUAUGAUAUGUUUUGGUCGUAAAGUAUAGUUCACUUUAUUAGAAUGACUGUUAAAAUUACAGAAAAGUGAAGGUUUGCAUAUGGGUACGAAAAUUACAAAAGUUCAUGUAGAGGAACUGCAGUAUAUAUGGGAUACUGCAGGUAACUUGGAAUACUUCGUUAUCUCAAUAAAUAUUAACGCCAUAUAUGUUUUUUUGCCGUAAACAUAACGUCGUAAGACACACUACGACAUAUAUUAAAAACAGGAUGCCAUUUUGACAUUCUGGCUACCAGCUUCGACGGAACAAGACGACAGGUUUCAAAACUCUUUUGGUAAGUAUGCAAACAAUGUCAAUUUUUUACUCUCAUACAUAUAAUAUUGAGUGUAAUUUUGAAGAAGAUCAAGAUUGUCAUUCCAUUCCACAACGACGACAACUUCGCCUGUGGUUGCUACUUUGGGAAUGGAGAAUGUCGACGACACAAAGCCAGAGCCGUCAGGCUGUAGGAUUGAAAUUCGAUCCCUUAUUAGUCUUUUUCAAAUUUCUGCCGUGACCACAGUAAAAAAGAGAACUAGCAAUAGAGGCCGUAAGCCAGCAAGAUCUGCAAUAUUCUCAAGUUCUUCUUAUAAAAAAGACCUUGAGAAUGCACAACUUAAAAAGUCUGAUAAAGAAAA